Molecule: messenger RNA, 2926 nt
Organism: Ctenopharyngodon idella (grass carp)
Lineage: Eukaryota; Metazoa; Chordata; Actinopteri; Cypriniformes; Xenocyprididae
Product: coagulation factor XIII A chain-like
Exons: 14
Coding region: 1-2064 (687 amino acids)
Biological process (GO): peptide cross-linking; blood coagulation, fibrin clot formation
Molecular function (GO): protein-glutamine gamma-glutamyltransferase activity
Source: RefSeq, a predicted model, not a curated record
AUGGUAACGGUCUUGAUAGCGACACAAACUCUCUCAGUACUGGGUGUUGAUAUGCGUGCAGCAGACAACAAGAGAGUCCACAACACCAGCAGAUACAAGAACACCAACCUCAUUGUGCGCAGGAAUAAAGAAUUCAUCAUCACCAUCAGCUUUGACCAACCCUUCAAUAACCAGCGGGACAAUGUGCAGAUUGAGUUCCUGAUUGGCAGUUCACCUGAUGAAACCAAGGGCACCUACAUCAUUUUGUCCAUUGGAAUAGAGAAACUUUUUGGGCGCUGGAAGAGUCGUGUGGUGGAAACACGAGGCAAUAUUGUGACAGUGGGCGUAACACCAGACGCCAGCUGCAUCAUUGGCCGCUUUCGAACCUUUGUUGUGGUUGUGAGUGAUUUUGGAAAACAGCGCACUCAGAGGAACCCCGACACCGAUUUCUAUGUGCUUUUCAAUCCUUGGGACCCCGCGGAUCAGGUGUACAUGCCCAGAGAAACCGACAGACAGGAGUAUGUAAUGAAUGAUGUGGGGAUCAUCUACAAUGGAGAAUUCAACAACAUUACCUCCCGUUCAUGGAACUUUGGGCAGUUUGAACAGGGGGUUCUGGAUGCCUGUCUUUUGGCUCUGGAUGCUGGGAAAGUACCAAUACUGUACCGAGGAAAUGCCACUGAAAUUGUUCGGCAAGGAUCAGCUCUGAUGAACUCCCAGGACGAUGAUGGUGUCCUGGUUGGCAACUGGAGUGGUGAUUACUCCAUUGGCACAGCACCCACUGCCUGGACAGGAAGUCCUGAAAUCCUGCUAAAAUAUGCCAAAGAGGGUUGUGUGCCUGUGUGCUUCGCUCAGUGCUGGGUGUUUGCCGGGGUGCUGAACACUUUUAUGCGCUGUCUCGGGAUCCCUGCACGGGUCAUCACCAAUUUCUGCUCAGCUCAUGACAACACAGGCAACCUGAAGACAGAUAUUGUGCUGGAUGAAGACGGGAGAGUGGACCGAAGCCGAACAAGAGAUUCAGUCUGGAACUACCACUCCUGGAAUGAGGUAUACAUGAGGAGGCCUGAUCUGCCUGAAAAAUUCUCUGGCUGGCAGGUGGUUGACUGCACUCCUCAGGAGAUCAGUGAUGGUCUUUAUCGAUGUGGCCCGACGUCUGUCAAUGCCAUCAAAGAGGGAGAGCUCAGCUAUCCGUUUGAUGCAAAGUUUGUCUUUGCAGAGCUGAACAGUGAUGUGAUUUACCGUCAAUCUGACAAGUAUGGAAAUUCAAAGGUCCUCUAUGUGGACACUGCGUAUGUGGGAAAGGUCCUUGUCACCAAAAGGGUGAACAGUAACACCUAUGAGGAUAUCACUUCUAACUAUAAAUAUCCAGAAGGCAGUGACAAGGAUAAGCAGACCAUGCAGAAUGCAGAGCGUCGUGGCGUUCCUACGAGGGAUUACUUGCCAAUCACCGAAGCAGGUGUGGACAUCGAGCUCCAGGCUGACACCAUCAAAAUUGGUGACAACUUCAAGCUGACAAUGAACAUCAAGAACCAGACCAGCCAAACCUGCACCGUCAGUGCCACCAUCACUGGCUCUGCGGUGUAUUACACAGGUGUCACCAGCACAACCUUUACGCUCGAAAAAAGAACUGCAACUGUGAAUCCAUGGAACACCACAAAACUGAUGAUAGAUGUGCAAGCUGUGGACUACAUGCCCUACCUGGUAGAACAGGCCAACUUGCUCUUUGUGGUGUACGGACGCAUUGAGGAAACCGGCGUGUCCCUUUCGACAAUGAGAGUUGUCACUCUCCGUCCUCCUGAACUCACAAUAAAGGUGACUGGAAUGCCCCGGGUUGGCAAGGAUCUGUUGGUCAUCAUGUCAUUCCGAAAUCCCUAUAAUUUCAUCCUGAAAAACGUUCAGCUCCGCCUUGAUGCACCUGGUCUGAUAACGACCAGAAUGAAAUCAUAUGAGCAGAUUCUACCUGGUGGCUCAGUGCAAUACACUGAAACCAUCACCCCUCAGACUCCUGGGAAGAAGAUGCUGAUAGGGUGUCUGGACUGCGCUGCACUGAGGCAGGUCACCAAUCAGCUGGAAAUCAACGUGCUGUAACGAAUAACUGAUUGCCAUGAGGGAACGGGAGAGAAAAGACAGAGGAGAAAGAGAAAGGAUGGAUUGGAAAGGGUUCCCAGUACCAUUUUGGUGUGUUGCUUUGCUUUCUUCACUAAUAUUAUCAAAAUACAAACUAAUGUUAAUUUUUUUUAUUUCUUUACAUAACAAUCAUACCCAUAUCUGCCAACAUUGGAUUGUUAAAAUAGGGAGAUUUAUAUGGGUACUGUCAUGGUUCAUGUGGUAAACUUAAUGAUACAGAGGAAUGGGCCUACAAGCAUUUUUAAGCAAAAGCUCAGUUAGCCUAACUGUACAAAAUACAAAAUCAACCCAUGGUCCUGUCCCAAAUGAAACCCUUAGCCCUUGUAGACUUCCUCUGAGUCCACUCUUUCGUGACCUAAUGCCGCUUUGACUGCAGAGUUAGAAGUCUGGUGAGGAGCUCGCAAGGAUGCAUAUCGGCCGCAAGGGGGCACUAAAAUGACAAAUGGGACAUCCUACGGUCUUGUGGACUCAACGGACACGUGCACGUGGUAACCAUUGUAAGUCCACAAGACCGCAAAAGCACACGAAGUGUGCCAUUUGGGACAGGGCCUGAGAACAUUUUCGUGGGUGCGCUCAAAUUUCGCAAGCUCACGUGAAAAUAUGACCUACAUAAAAAUCUCUUUCACAUGCUCAGAUUUUCAAGUAGGCCUAAGUGCGAAAGUGUUCUCGUGCCACGCGAAAAUCUGAGAGUGUGACAAAAUGAGAGCUAUGAAAUAUAAUAAAGGUCUAUUGGAAUUUAAAAGAAAUUAUAAAAGAUUCUUUGAAAUUACACAUGAAUUUAAAUUACAUAUGACUUGUGUAACUUAAUUAACACAGCAUUAAU